Molecule: messenger RNA, 846 nt
Organism: Talaromyces proteolyticus
Lineage: Eukaryota; Fungi; Ascomycota; Eurotiomycetes; Eurotiales; Trichocomaceae
Product: serine hydrolase FSH
Exons: 3
Coding region: 1-846 (281 amino acids)
Cellular component (GO): cytoplasm; nucleus
Source: RefSeq, a predicted model, not a curated record
AUGCUUCGCAUCCUCUGCAUUCAUGGCGGAGGCUCUAGCUCCGAGAUCUUUGAAUCACAAACAACUGCCUUGAGAUCACUCCUUCCAAAUUCAUGGGAAUGGGUGUUUCAUGACGCAGAGUUGGAAUGUGCUCCUCUACCCAGUAUCAAAAAUCUCUAUCCUGGUCCGUACUUUACGUUCUUCCUCGUUCCCAGUGUCUCCCGAAUGAAUGAGCUGCAUGAGUGGUUCUUGAAUCUGAUCGAGGAGGAGGGACCCUUUGAUGGCCUCAUGGGCUUUAGUAUGGGAGGUUAUGUUCCUUUAUCUUUGAUGCUCAAGCGUCAAAAGCAUUACCCAUUGAUGCCACCUUUGUUUCGAUUUAUGGUUUUUUGGGGUGGCAACCUCCCUUGGUCAGCCGACCAGGAAGAAGGGAUCGAAGUGACAGACUGGAUCCUAGCACAUAGAUUAGUGCCACCAGAUAUUGAAGACAUUAGAAGCUUUAAUGCAUGGGCCGCGGAACAUCCAGAUGACAGACCCGAUCCAGAUGAUCCUACAGGUAUCAAUCCGGCGCUCCAUCCACUCAUUCCAGGAUGGCUCGCUGGCAAGGUAUUCGAUCGCCGAAACUACUAUACCCGAGUUUACCAUCCGGAUGUAACGCAGACACGACUACAGAUUCCUACACUACAUGUGUUGGGAAAGGCAGAUGAAGUGUAUGGAGGCUCGAAGCGCAUGGCGGAACUUUGUAAUGCCAAAACUCGAGUGGUAUACGAGCACAAGGGAGGCCAUGAUGUUCCGAGAGACAGAACAGAUAUCUUACGUAUUAAGGAGCUAUUCGAGAAAACUGUGGCAAGGUCUCAACAACUGGCGUAA